Messenger RNA from Camelina sativa (false flax), 1741 nucleotides. RefSeq names its product leucine-rich repeat receptor protein kinase HPCA1-like. Gene Ontology annotation, molecular function: protein kinase activity; ATP binding; protein binding. The record is from RefSeq and is a predicted model, not a curated record. Lineage: Eukaryota; Viridiplantae; Streptophyta; Magnoliopsida; Brassicales; Brassicaceae. Gene Ontology annotation, biological process: protein phosphorylation.
AAGUAGUCAAACUAAGUUCCUCAUUUUUUGCUCCUAAGAAAAAAGAAAAUUGUCAUCGACAAUGUGGCCCGGACAGAAAUUUGAGUGCAAUCACGUGCCGGUGUGCGUAUCCAGCCUCAGGAAUACUCACUUUUAGAUCGCCUUCAUUCUCAGGGUUUUCAGACGACAGCAACUUCGAAUUGCUUUAUAACAACCUAACUGGUUUCUUUAACAAUUCCAAUUAUCGAGUGGAGUCGGUGUCCAUAGGAAACAUAAGAGAGGAUGAAACUGAGCAUCAUCUUCUAAUUGAUCUCUUGAUCUUCCCACUAAAGAAAGAGAGGUUUAAUGAGACCGGAAUGGAUAAUGUUAUUUCCAGGUUUAGCACGCAGACUUAUAAGCCUCCUGACAGAUUUGGCCCUUACAUAUUCAAAGCCAAUAAGUACGAUAAGUUCCCGGAUGAAAAAGGUUUAAAGUCGUCACACAUCAUCGGAGCUAUACUUGGUGCUUCUGUUUUUCUGUUGUUGCUAAUGAUAGCCGGGAUUUAUGCUCUCAAGCAGAAGAAGAGAGCAGAGAGAGCAAAUGAUCAAAUUAAUCCUUUUGCCAAGUGGGAUGCCAAUCAGAACAGUGUAGAUGCUCCGCAGCUCAUGGGAGUAAAAGCAUUUACAUUUGAAGAGAUGAGGAAAUGCGCUAACAACUUUUCAGUGGCAAAUGAUGUUGGUGGUGGAGGUUAUGGCCAGGUGUACAAAGGGAUUCUUCCCUCAGGGCAACUCAUAGCAAUAAAAAGAGCACAACCAGGAUCUUUGCAAGGAGCGUUGGAGUUUAAAACUGAGAUCGAGCUUCUUUCAAGGGUCCAUCAUAAAAACGUUGUCAAACUCUUAGGCUUUUGCUUUGAUCGAGGUGAACAAAUGCUUGUCUAUGAGUACAUCCCAAAUGGUUCUCUUAGAGAUAGUCUAUCAGGGAAAAAUGGGAUUAGACUUGAUUGGACAAGAAGGCUUAGAAUAGCACUUGGAUCAGGGAAAGGCUUGGCUUAUCUUCAUGAGCUUGCUGAUCCUCCAAUUAUACACAGAGACGUCAAAUCAAGUAAUAUAUUACUUGAUGAAAGUCUAGCUGCAAAGGUUGCUGAUUUUGGCCUCUCCCAACUUGUGGAAGAAGCUGAGAAAGCUAAUGUCACAGCACAAGUGAAGGGAACCAUGGGCUAUUUGGAUCCUGAGUACUACAUGACGAAUCAAUUGACAGAGAAAAGUGAUGUGUACGGGUUUGGGGUGAUGAUGUUGGAACUAUUAACCGGUGAAAUUCCGAUAGUGAAUGGUAAAUAUGUAGUGAAAGAGGUGAAGAUGAAGAUGAAUAAAUCAAAGAAGUUGUAUGACCUACAAGAAUUGUUGGACACUACCAUCAUUUCAACCAACGAGAAUCUUAAAGGAUUCGAAAAGUUCGUAAACUUGGCUCUAAUAUGCGUGGAUCAAGAAGGAGUGAAGAGGCCAUCAAUGAAUGAGGUUGUAAAAGAAAUUGAGUACAUAAUGCAACAUGCAGGAUUAUAUCCUAACGUAGAUUCAGCUGCGAGUUCAAGAACGUAUGAUGAAGCAAGCAAAGGAUCCGGGGAUCUUUAUAGAAACAACUCGUUUGAGUAUAGUGCAAGUUUCCCAACUACAAAACUCGAACCCCAUUGAUUAGUCCGGAUGCUACACCAAAAUGCCAAGAUUUAUGCUUUGUCAAAUUAGGCACCUGUGCUUCACAUGUCAAAAUUGGCUACAACUCUUGAUGU